Molecule: messenger RNA, 436 nt
Organism: Pecten maximus
Lineage: Eukaryota; Metazoa; Mollusca; Bivalvia; Pectinida; Pectinidae
Product: O-acyltransferase like protein-like
Exons: 3
Coding region: 47-436 (129 amino acids)
Source: RefSeq, a predicted model, not a curated record
GAUUGACAGAAAAUGAGGAGUCGGAAUCGGUGCAAGUGUGGCUCUGAUGCUGGGAAGUAUGGGUAUUGCAGCUUGGAAACAAUAUAUAUACAACGGAACCCUGUUAUCGAGGCUUGCGGCCGACGAUGGCUACUUCAGAUAUGUCUACAUAGCUCCGUGGUGUCGCAUUAGUCCAUUUAUGAUCGGACUGGUGUUGGGGGUUUUCUUAAGAAAACGUCAAAGAAAACCAUUUAAGAAGAUGAUUGGACUUGCGGGAUGGACAAUCGCUACUCUAGUUGGUCUGACAUUAAAAUACUCAAAAUACUCCAUGCACAGGGAGGGUGGAGAACCGUGGACUAGACUACAGAACGCCUUAUAUGAGUCUUUAGACCGCCCCUUUUGGGCGUUGUGUGUUGCCUGGGUCAUCAUAGCCUGCCACAAUCAUAUGGGCGGUUAG